Molecule: messenger RNA, 757 nt
Organism: Drosophila montana
Lineage: Eukaryota; Metazoa; Arthropoda; Insecta; Diptera; Drosophilidae
Exons: 2
Coding region: 255-494 (79 amino acids)
Source: RefSeq, a predicted model, not a curated record
GUAUUUUGCACAAACAACAACAGCAGUAGCAGCAGCGCAAAGCCGGAGAGAGCGUAACUGAAGCAGUCAGGCAAACGGAAGCGCGUGCCGCAAAGUUUACGGAAAUAUAAUAACACAAAAAAAAAGUUCACGGCACAUAAACGCCACUUGACCCGUCGCUGACAAUAAACCGUUCAAUUAUUAUUAAACAAUUGAGGCAAAUCAAAAAGAAGAAGAAUAAAAAGUGCACUGAAGUGAAGUCCAAAAAUACAGAAAUGUGGCCCAACUUUGUUGCCGUCAUUUCGCUGUUCUGCCUUGCAUUGUUCUGUGCCUGGGCGCAAGCUGGACCCGUGCCAAUUGUGAAUGAGCAUCAACAGCUAAUGCCCAAGGUGCCCCAAUGGCAUUGUUUGCGCUACUUUAAGCACGAUGUGCUGAUGAUGAGGCGCUGUCGGCAUUUGCGUGUUCCUACGGCGCCACGACUUGGGGAUGGGCCUAUACGCAAGAGGAAGAAAUAGAAAUUGUGGCUAUCCGGCAAUGAAUUAAGCCAACAACAACAACAACAACUGCACACGACUGAGCAACAAGACGAAUUACAAUUAAAAAUAGAAUUCCAACAGGAUUUAUAGCGAGACCAAAGCAAAAUCAAAAAACAAAAAAACCAAUAUAUAAAUAUAUAUAUAUGUAUCUUUAAUCUAAACUUAAGACAGUCUAACCACUUGUACUUCAUAGCACGUAAGGUUUCAAUAAAAAGACAACAAAAAAUAAAAAUAAAUAAGCC